This is a messenger RNA of Alosa sapidissima (American shad), 2678 nucleotides long. Its product is annotated as cytochrome P450 2G1-like. Gene Ontology annotation, molecular function: heme binding; iron ion binding; oxidoreductase activity, acting on paired donors, with incorporation or reduction of molecular oxygen, reduced flavin or flavoprotein as one donor, and incorporation of one atom of oxygen. The coding region runs from base 46 to 1524 and encodes 492 amino acids. The record is from RefSeq and is a predicted model, not a curated record. NCBI's taxonomy places the organism in Eukaryota, Metazoa, Chordata, Actinopteri, Clupeiformes, Clupeidae. The transcript has 9 exons. Gene Ontology annotation, cellular component: intracellular membrane-bounded organelle; cytoplasm. Gene Ontology annotation, biological process: xenobiotic metabolic process.
GUGAGUGAGUGAGCGUGAGUGUGUGUGUGUGUGUGUGUGUGUGUCAUGUCUGAGUCCAGCAUGCUGCUGCUGGCCACCCUGGUGCUGCUCCUGCUGCUGCUGGCCUGGAGGAGGAGGGGGACACGUGGGCUUCCACUGCCCCCAGGACCCACUGGACUGCCCCUGCUGGGAAACCUGCCCCAAGUGGACAAGACAGCGCCCUUCAAGACCUUCAUGAAGUGGAGUGAGCAGUACGGGCCGGUCAUGACUGUGACCCUUGGGCCUGUGCGGAUAGUGGCCCUCAGUGGGUACCAGACAGUGAAGGAGGCCCUAGUGGACCAGGCCGAUGACUUCACAGGAAGGGCACCAGUUCCGUUCUUGAACCGGGUCGUCAAGGGAUACGGUCUGGCCAUCAGUAAUGGUGAGCGCUGGCGCCAGCUGAGACGCUUCACACUGAGCACGCUCAGAGACUUUGGGAUGGGCCGCAAGAGGAUGGAGCAGUGGAUCCAGGAGGAGAGUAGACACCUGCUGGAGAGCAUGAGACAAACCAAAUCAGCUCCGUUUGAUCCCACGUUCUUCCUGAGCCGUGCCGUGUCCAACGUGAUCUGUUCUCUGGUGUUCGGACAGCGCUUCAGCUACGAUGACGUCAACUUCCUGCGUCUGCUGCAGAUCAUCUCAGAUACGUUUCGCUUCGGAAGCAAACCAUGGGGACAGCUGUACAACAUCUUCCCCCGUCUGAUGACUUACACACCUGGCCCCCAUCAAAAAGUCUUCCGGCACAUGGACGAACUGAGGGAGUUUGUAAUGGCGAAGAUCCACCAGCACAAAGACACUCUGGACCCAGACAACCCUCGUGACUACAUCGAUUGUUUCCUCAUAAGACUCGAGCAGGAGAGCGAUCUUCCUACCACGGAGUUCUUCUACGAUAAUCUCGUCUCCACCGUCAUUAACCUCUUUAUUGCUGGCACAGAGACCACCAGCACAACCAUGAGAUAUGCUAUGAUGCUACUUAUCAAACAUCCAGAGAUACAGGAGCAAAUGCAUAAGGAGAUUGAGACAGUGAUUGGCGCACAUCACAUUCCACAAAUGGAAGACAGGAAGUCCCUCCCCUACACUGAUGCUGUCAUUCAUGAGGCCCAGCGCUACCUGGACAUUGUGCCCCUCAAUAUCCCCCACUACGCCACCAAGGACAUCUCUUUCAGGGGCUACACCAUUCCCAAGGACACCGUGAUCAUUCCCAUGCUGCACUCUGUACUCCGGGACGAGGACCAAUGGGAGAAGCCCUGGACCUUUAACCCUGACCACUUCCUGGACAAAAAUGGGAACUUCAAGAAGAACCCAGCCUUUUAUGCCUUCUCGGCAGGUAAACGGGCAUGUGUGGGUGAGUCAUUAGCGCGGAUGGAGCUCCUGAUCUUCCUGGUGUCCAUAGUGCAGCAGUUCCACCUCAGCACCCCUGGAGGACCGUCCAGUCUGGACAUAAAGCCAGAGCUCAGCAGCUUUGGGAACAUACCCCGUCGAUACGAGCUCAUCGCCACCCCCUGUUGACCAGCCAUGGUACUACAGGACAGUACCUAGAAUGUCAGGACUUUUGUGUCUAAGGCCCUCUUUUUUGCAGUGGUUCUAUCAGUCUACUAAACUGUUCCUUAGUGCAUUAAAGAUCAGCCUACUAAACUGUUCCUUAGUGUAGUAAAGAUCAGUCUACUGUCUACUAAACUGUUCCUUAGUGUAUUAAAGAUCAGUCUACUGUCUACUAAACUGUUCCUUAGUGUAGUAAAGAUCAGUCUACUAGACUGUUUGUUAGUGUAUUAAAGAUUAGUCUACUAGACUGUUCCUUAGUGUAUUAAAGAUCAGUCUACUGUCUACUAAACUGUUCCUUAGUGUAUUAAAGAUCAGUCUACUGUCUACUAAACUGUUCCUUAGUGUAGUAAAGAUCAGUCUACUAAACUGUUCCUUAGUGCAUUAAAAUCAGUCUACUAAACUGUUCCUUAGUGUAUUAUAGAUCAGUCUACUAGACUGUUCCUUAGUGUAUUAAAAUCAGUCUACUAAACUGUUCCUUAGUGUAUUAAAGAUCAGUCUACUAGACUGUUCGUUAGUGUAUUAAAGAUCAGUCUAUUAAACUGUUCCUUAGUGAAUUAAAGAUCAGCCUACUAAACUGUUUCUUAGUGUAGUAAAGAUCAGUCUACUGUCUACUAAACUGUUCCUUAGUGUAUUACAGAUCAGUCAAUAAUAAAUCAAUCAAUAAAUCAAUAAUACGUAAUCUAGAUGAGCUGUCAUAUUGUAGGCCUACUUUGCUAACCCAGCUGUACGACAAGAUCAUUUUAGACUGAAUAUAUUAUAUAGCUUACCAUGAAUAGCCACAAUGCAGGAGAAACCCUGUCCAACUUUGACAUUAUUGUGAAGAUAUAACACAGAUGAAUAUUAUCCAGAGACAAAUUUAGGGCCGCUUUUGUUAACCUAUGGAUUUGCACAUAGUGAAGAUAUAGAUAUGCACCUAUGGAUUUGCACAUAGUGAAGAUAUAGAUAUGCACCAAGCAGUCUUGUAUUGCCUUUAAUGCCCCAGUGUGUUCAGAGGGGUGAACCUUCCUCCCUUUAAUGCCCCAGUGUGUUCAGAGGUGAUUGCUUGAUUGAAAAUCUUUAUUGACAUGAUGAAUUUUGUACAAAGGAUGGUGCUUAUAUGAAUAAAUAAAUAAAUAAAAUGA